AUGGCAGCUGUAGAGAUUCCUUUGCCGGUCUCUAUGCAGAAUGUUCCACAACACAACGUAGCUCAGCACUCUGUUCAUACCUCCGAGCCUGUUGAAAAUGCCUCAACUAUUGACGGUGACAAAGAUGCCUCUAUCUUCACCGAUGACGUGGGAGGUGUACCUUCCACAACAGCGACUUCAGAAGAGUCUCAUGAGGCUGACAAAACUGCUGAUGCCAGCAACCAUCCUCCUCAUGAGACUAAACUUCCUAAAGAGAAGCACAGAGAAAAGAUUCUCAUGGAACGUCUCAGUUCCGCUAUAAACAAGGCGAUCGCAGCUGAUUCCAACACUAACACCGACUUGAAGGUGGUAACAGAUAAGAGAAGCGAGCAACGCUAUAUCAAAGUUAGAUUCGGCGGUUCGGAACGUUACGUCGUGCCUUGGACGGCGUGUUACUCCUGGCGUGCCAUGGAAGCACUUCUAAUGGAGUGGUAUCGCGAAGAUGAAGACACUCUGCGUGACAUCAGUAAUGGCGACAUCACCAUCUUUCACAGCGUCAACGGCUUCAUACAUCCGCAAACUUGGGAAGAGGUUAUCGAGCAUGACUCUCAGAUUGACUUUUGGGCUCACUCUGCGUAUGACUCGGACGAUUCAGACGAUUCAGAUCCGCCAGAAAGUAAACAAUACGAAAGCAGUGUGCAAUAUGUUGUUAACUUCCGACGAAGUGGGGCCGACGAUAAAGAGUAUUUGGUUACAACAAAGAUAUACAAGGAACCUGUGGAAUUCGAGGUUGCCGACAACAAUGAUAGACUACCUGCGUUACAAGAGAUCAAGGAUGUUUUAUCACCGCAUCAUCAGGACACAGAGACAACCGGAGAAAUCACCGAUGGCAAGAAGACGAAGCUUGGAGCCCAUGAUCGCGUCGUCGACACAAGCCUGAGGAUCAACUCUCAGUAUCUUCUCAACGUUCUCAAGUCUAUGAUCACGUACACGGUCGAUUCAUCCGAAGAGCGGGCGAACGAUCUAGUCACUGGCCUGUUCUAUCACCCUUACCAAGAACUCUUUCACUAUCUUCCAGACUUGCUUGAGUACCAGAACAAAAUCGCAGCUCUCCGUAACAAGCAUACCACUUUUUUCAAUGAGAAGUUCGAUGAGCAUCUGACCCUCCUCAACGAUUACCUGCAUUCGAAGUCUGGUGUGCCGACCGAGGAAUUUAAAGCGCGCCUUGAAAGGAAGACACCCACUGUCACAUUUGCUACGUACUGGUUGCUGCUCAAAACGGGAACCGAGGUAUACGUUAGAGAGAAUGAUGGAUCUCUCAAUGCAUAUAUAUUACACUCGGUGCAUGGGGGGCCCUCUCAGCGUGGAGGGGAAAAGAUCGAUCGCAGUUAUAAUAUCCUUGUCUGGAACCUGAUGUUUGAUGGGAGAUACUUAGCACCCCGCCUCCGGAACCUUCAGAUUAAGGUCUUUGAUAACGAACGAGAUAUCACAAGUCUCACCGUUUUUCCAUCUCGCUUCAUUGAUGACAAUGACAGUGGCAAAUUGGAAGAAAGGCUUGUCGAGCGUGGCAAACACUACUUUGCUUACUCUAAAGCACCAGCUUUCCUACAGUAUACAGGCAAUGGUUUAAAGGUUGCGCAUAAGACGUACAAACGUGCUCGUGUUGUCGUCGAACAUGCCUCCUCGCCCUGGAAUGAAAAGGAGUUUGACCACCUUACUCAUCAUGUCCCUCUCGCAUUCACGGAAACCGUUCGCGUGGCGACCCGCGUGGCGCGCUGUGAGUGCAAGGAUUGCCGAAUGUCCUAUGACUUGCAGGAGACAUACGAUAAAACACCUUUCAGUGAUUACCUCGAUAUUGUACCCAGUAAGACUGAAGCGCUUGAGCGUCAACAGUAUAAGAUCAUGGCUUCUCAUAUGUUUGCGUUUGUCUUGAAAGAUCGAACAUACGAUCUGUUGGCUGUUGAAGGACUCGAACAAGCGAACAUGGCUGAAGACGCUAUCAGUAGUCUCGUGAUGGAAGACAACAACAAGGAGAUGAUCAAGGCAAUAGCUCGGACUUACACCGAUAGUGACCAGUCUUCAAGAUUCAGUGCAGACUUCAUCCACGGUAAAGGCGAGGGCCAGAUCAUCCUGCUGCAUGGCCCUCCCGGUACUGGGAAAACACUCACGGCUGAAUCUGUUGCCGAAUAUACCAGGCGACCAUUGCUUAGCAUCACCGCAGCCGACCUAGGUCACGAGCCCGAAGCGUUAGAGGAGAGCCUGUUGCGCUACUUCAAGAGGGCCAGUGAUUGGGAUGCUAUAGUUCUGCUUGACGAAGCAGAUGUAUAUCUUGAGCAGCGCACGACUCACGACUUGAAGCGCAACAGCAUUGUGUCUGUGUUUCUACGGGCGUUGGAUUACUUCCAGGGCAUACUCUUUCUGACCACAAACCGUGUGGGUCACUUCGACGAAGCUUUCAUGUCACGCAUUCAUCUGUCGCUUGGAUAUGAACCGCUCAGCGAUAACGCACGGGAAAAGAUCUGGGACAAUCUGUUCAAGAAGCUACAGCAGGAUCGCAAACGUGGCGGACCUGAGAUCACCUACGAGUAUGACGCCAAGAGAUAUGUCCAAAGCCGCGACGUUCAGGCUCUGGAAUGGAAUGGUAGAGAAAUUCGAAACGCUUUCCAAACCGCUGUGGCGUUGGCUGUGUUUGAUGCCAAGUACAAAACAAGCGGCAAAGUGCCAGAAGUAACAGAAGCCCACCUCAAGCAGGUCGUCUCGAUGUCUUCAGCGUUCCGAAAAUAUAUGACGGCAACGCAUAGCGGUAUGGAUGCCUCGUCCUGGGCGCAUAAGCAUGGUAAUCGCGAAGACAAGUAUCCGAACACGCCGGCGAAGUAG
Molecule: messenger RNA, 2856 nt
Organism: Alternaria arborescens
Lineage: Eukaryota; Fungi; Ascomycota; Dothideomycetes; Pleosporales; Pleosporaceae
Exons: 8
Coding region: 1-2856 (951 amino acids)
Molecular function (GO): ATP binding; ATP hydrolysis activity
Source: RefSeq, a predicted model, not a curated record